AGCUCCCCCUGCAGGCACUAGAUCUCUUUUACAUAGUCCUGCGCUGAUUUUCUUCUCGCGGUAGCUUCCUUACAAAUUGCAUCAAUUGAUUCUCACUUGAUACUUAACUUGUCCAGAAACAACUCUAAGUGCGCAACACUUAGUUUUACAGCACCACACAACUUACAUCAACUUUUCGCCGUACUACCCCGUUAUCGACCAUACCACGCGUUGUACUUGCUUGUCCCCGCUAAACGGUUCCGACCAUCUAUUAAUUAACGAAAGACUCAUCUCUUCGUGAGUCCCUCUUCGUUUUUAUCACCGUCUCCUUUGUAAAGAAACUGAGAACCACGACCACCCCACACUUCCGACACCAUGGCGUCCCGUACGAGAUAUGAAAGUAGCUCCGAAGUUGGCGUCUUUGCACGAGUAACCAACAGCUACGCGUUGGUUGGGCAUGGCGGCUCGGAAAGUUUCUACUCCAGCAUACAGAGCGAACUGCCGGAAAACUUUCCAGUUGUGCACUGCACCAUCGGCGAUUGCAGAAUCGUUGGCAGAUUGACGGUAUCUACUAUGUUGCUUUAGGAACUGCUUGUUGCCAUGUUGCAUGAAAAGGUGGAAGAGAGACCGACGAUUAUUGUCAUGCAAGAAAAGAAAACGCGAAGGAAUUAUCAAUUAUGGGAAUGUUCAUCUUGCGGUUUCUGGAUAAUUGUGCCACUGAAAAAUAAACUGAAUCUUCAUGAUCUCAGGUCGGCAACCGCCACGGGCUUCUUCUUCCUAACACCACCACCGAUGCGGAAAUGCAGCACCUGAGGAACAGUCUCCCCCCGGAGGUUAAGUUGCAAAAGGUCGAAGAGAGGCUAAACAGCCUAGGGAACGUGAUCGUGUGCAACGACUAUGUUGCUCUGGUCCAUCCGCAGCUUGAUAAGGAAACGGAGGAGAUCAUCCAGGAUGUCCUGAAGGUACUUUUGAAGGAGUUGCUGCAUUGGUAAAUUUAUGAAUUUUUUUUACUGGGAAUAUAAAACAUGCAUGAAAAAAGACCGGUGUGGUCAGUUCAUUUGCACGAAGAAGCACCGCAUGGUGCGGGAAAAACUGAAACGGCUUUCCGAAAUCCAUUUUUUUUUACCAGGUUGAGACCUUCCGGUACGCCAUCGCUGGAAACGAGCUGGUCGGCAGCUACUGUGUGCUGACCAACAGAGGAGGAUUGUGCCACGCACAUACACCCGUUGAGGAAUUGAAAGAACUUAGUAAUUUGCUGCAGCUGCCACUCACUGCAGGUACUACUGUUUUUUUUGCAUUUUUUUCACCAUUUAUAUUAUUUGCUUCAACUGUAGCACGAGGACGCGCAUGGCAGCCCCCUUUGUGAUUCUGUUCUUCGCAACCCAAAUUCGUCCGAUUUUCAACAUUUUCAUAUUCUGCUCAUCUUACAGGUACCGUGAACAGAGGUAGCGAGGUUGUCGCAGCUGGCGUGACCGCGAACGACUGGCGAGCAUUCGUCGGUAUGGACGCAACCGCGACGGAAGUUGGUAUAGAACAAUUCAUUUGUGCACAUACAUAGAUUUAAUAGAUGCUAAGUAAUACUUCUAUGAGACGACCGGUUAGUUUCUUGACGCGCAUGAAAGAUGAUUUUCUUUUCCUGUUACUGUCACUGUUUCGCAUGACAAUCCAACAUUCAACACAGCGGUGGUGGAGAACAUCUUCAAGCUUCGCGAAGUCGACGACAGCAUGGCCGGAGCGCUUAUCGACACGCUUGCAUAG
Messenger RNA from Amoebophrya sp. A120, 1737 nucleotides. The record is from the annotation of a GenBank genome assembly. Lineage: Eukaryota; Dinophyceae; Syndiniales; Amoebophryaceae.